AGAAGGUGACCUUUUAUGGACAACGCGAGCAGUCCCGCGUGCGCGAAUAAAAACCGGCGCUGUUUGGCUCGAGAUGCAGCAUUCCAGCACAGCUGUGACAGGUAAACACUCGCAAGACUUCAUCGGCAGACACACCCGAGACUCACCUGCACAGCCAUGGAAGAUGACGUUGCAGCCCUCGUUGUUGACAAUGGCUCCGGCAUGUGUAAGGCCGGUUUUGCCGGAGACGAUGCUCCCCGUGCCGUCUUCCCCUCCAUCGUUGGUCGCCCUAGACAUCAGGGUGUGAUGGUGGGAAUGGGACAGAAGGACAGCUACGUGGGAGACGAGGCCCAGAGCAAGAGGGGCAUCCUGACCCUGAAGUACCCCAUCGAGCACGGCAUCGUCACCAACUGGGAUGACAUGGAGAAGAUCUGGCAUCACACCUUCUACAACGAGCUCCGUGUUGCCCCAGAGGAGCAUCCCGUCCUGCUGACCGAAGCUCCACUCAACCCCAAGGCCAACAGGGAGAAGAUGACCCAGAUCAUGUUCGAGACGUUCAACUGUCCUGCCAUGUAUGUGGCCAUCCAGGCCGUCCUAUCGCUGUACGCCUCCGGUCGUACCACAGGUAUUGUGAUGGACUCCGGUGACGGUGUCAGCCACACUGUGCCCAUCUAUGAGGGUUAUGCUCUGCCUCACGCCAUCCUGCGUCUGGACCUGGCUGGAAGAGAUCUGACCGACUAUCUGAUGAAGAUCCUCACAGAGCGAGGCUACAGCUUCACCACCACUGCCGAGCGUGAGAUCGUGCGUGACAUUAAGGAGAAGCUGUGCUACGUGGCUCUGGACUUUGAGCAGGAGAUGCAGACAGCUUCAGCCUCUUCCACCCUGGAGAAGAGCUACGAGCUUCCUGAUGGACAGGUCAUCACUAUCGGCAACGAGAGGUUCCGUUGCCCCGAGACUCUCUUCCAGCCUUCAUUUAUUGGAAUGGAGUCCGCCGGCAUCCACGAGACGACCUACAACAGCAUCAUGAAGUGCGACGUGGACAUCCGUAAGGACCUGUAUGCGAACACCGUGCUCUCCGGUGGCACCACCAUGUACCCUGGCAUCGCUGACCGCAUGCAGAAGGAGAUCUCCGCCCUGGCCCCACCCACUAUGAAAAUCAAGAUCAUCGCUCCCCCAGAGAGGAAGUACUCCGUCUGGAUCGGCGGCUCCAUCCUGGCCUCCCUCUCCACCUUCCAGCAGAUGUGGAUCAGCAAGCAGGAGUACGAUGAGUCUGGCCCCUCCAUCGUCCACCGCAAGUGCUUCUAGAAAGCUCCCUGUC
Molecule: messenger RNA, 1297 nt
Organism: Perca fluviatilis (European perch)
Lineage: Eukaryota; Metazoa; Chordata; Actinopteri; Perciformes; Percidae
Product: actin, non-muscle 6.2-like
Source: RefSeq, a predicted model, not a curated record